AAAAAUGUAUCCUUUUCAAAAUCAACAGCAGCAGCAGCAACAACAACAUGUACCUUUGCCACCUUCACAACAAACGCAUUAUCAACUUCGUUACCCUCCAGCAAUGCUGCCGCCCAAUCACGCUGCUGCUGCAGCUGCUGCAGCAACAAUGGGCCAACCUCCUCCCUUCCAACCACCACCAGCAACAGGCCAAGCACAUCCACAACAUCCCCUUCAACAACAAGCGAUGUAUCAAUAUCACAUGGCGGCACCACAUCCUUCCACAUUUCCGCCCCAUCCAAGUAAUAUAUAUAUUGCUUCAUCUUCCUUACAACAACAUGCUCAAGCACCACAACAACUUCCUUCUGGAGGGCAAAAUGGAAUAGUUAGUGGAGGACAUCCAUCACUUCUUGGAGGUGCUAAUAUUCAUCCAGGCAUUAAACCUUCUCAAAGAGAAUCAGUAGACAAAUUAGUAAUGCAAAUAUCUAACCCAAAACAACAAAUAACUCCAGAAUUGGUGUAUGAAAGACGUUUAUUUUUUGAAAGGCUUGUAAUGUUAAAUGAACAACAUGGAGAAGUUUUGAGUGGUCCACCACAAGUUUCUAAAUCACCAGUGGAUUUAUACUCGCUUUAUUAUGCUGUUAAAUUACGUGGAGGAUUUGAGAAGACAAUUCGCGACAAAAUUUGGAAAAAUUUAUGUGUUGAUGCAAAUACUGAAAUGCAACAAUCAUCAGCAGCAGGCUUUCAACUACGCAAGCAUUAUCAAAAAUAUUUAUUAAGAUUGGAAUGCCUUGAAACUGGCCAAAAUAUAAAAGAAUUGGUUGAAUUUGCUGAAAAACAAAAAAAGAAGAAAAAAGAAAAAGAAAUUAUUCCCCCAACAGCAGCAACACCGAUACCUACAGCUGGAGGUCCUGGUACUCCUUCAUCAAGUACUUCAUCUUCUAUAGCUGGCAAAGAGGAACAACAACAACAAAUUAAAGGAGAACAACAACAACCACAAAGACCUUCUCCAUUUGGAAGUGUUGUUAAUGCUUAUCCUCCAACACAAGGCUACUCUUUUCAACCUGCACCAGGCGAUUUCGGAGCAUCUCCAGCUGCUGGGUAUCCCCCACCUCCACAACAUUUUGGUCCUGGCGGUCAAUAUUUGCCUUCUUCGCAAUGGAAUGCUUACCAACAACAAAUGUUUCUUCAGCAAAGAAUGAGGGGACCUCAACAACCAUCACCUACAAAUCCUUCAACUGUUUCUGGAAAGCAACAACAGGCGGAAGAUGAACAUCAACAAUUACAACAACAACAAGGACGCAUUAUUCCUUCUUCAACUUCAUCAUCACGCUUGUCAUCGACUCCAGCGCCACCCGAUGCCCAACAACAAAACAGAGCACCUUCUACAGUCACAACAGAUUAUCAACAACAACAACAACAAAAUGAAUCUUCUAAAAGGGUUGAUGGAUGUGAAAUAGAUGGAGGAGGAGGAGAUACUGUUCAAAAAGAGGCUAAAGGAGGAAGUAAUAAUCUGUCGACUUCAAAUGCUUCUACCUACCCUCCUAAUGCUAUGGGAAACCCACCAAAUGCAAUUCCACCAUCGUCUGGCAGUUAUUACCAACACCAGAUACCGCAUCCUUCACUUUAUGUCCCUCGUUUUUCUCCAGGGAGUUUGCCGUCGUCUUCUGAUUAUGCUCAGGGAAUGUAUGGAGGCACACCUAGAAUGCCACAACAGCCACAAGUUUGGUCACCAUAUGGAGGAAUGCAAAAUCCUGCAGCAGUUGUACGUUAUCAUCAUCAACAACCACCGACUGUUGGAACUCCAAUUAAUCGUUUUUCACAUCCUUAUUCACAACAAUCAACUUCUCAACAACAACCAAAUAUGCCUAUUGGAGCUGUGAAUUCCCCGCAACUUUUGGCUGCUUCACAGCCGCAACUACACCCGCAAAGUUCUGGCAAGCACCACUCAAAAGGGAGAAAUGCUGGUCCUGGAAUGUUACCAAUAGCUCCAUCUGUCCCAGUUGCUGCCUACACAAAUCCACAGCCUCCCCAACAAUUUCCAGCUUGGUUUGGGUCGUCAACAUUAUCAGCACAACAACCUCCUUUUGGUCCCUAUACAUUAGAGGCUCAAGCAAUUACACACGUUCAACAACAACAAUCACAAAUACAGCAACAGCGAUAUAGGAGACCUAAAGUUUAUGCACGUGAUUUGCAAGGGGUCACCCCUUCACGUAUUAUUAUGGCUUUACGAAGUGCUUUACAUGUGGAAACAUGUUGGGCAUUAAAUGCGUUAAAUAUCCAAUUAUAUGAUGAUACAACUCCAAAUUGUUAUCCUUCAUUUUCACAAACACCUGAAUUUCUUAAUUUGUUGGUUGAACAUUUUGCUGCGGUGCUAAGCCUUUUAUUUCCUAAAAAUUUUGAUGAAAAUUUGUUAAAUUUUUCUUCAUCAAAAAUAUUAACAAAACGAAAUUCUUUAACAACAAAAAAUUCAAAAAAUCUAACAACAAAUCAGCCAAAAAUCGAGCCAGUCUCUUUAAUGGUUCGCCCACCGCCUUUAUAUCCUUCGCCUUCAACUUCAUUUGCUAAUAUUGGAACAAAUAAUGUUUCUACUACAACACCUAAUUUUACUUUGGUUUCACGACUUGGACGCCAAGUAAAAUUAGACAUGACAACAGAAAUUCCGCCUGAAUUAGUUUUACAGUUAGAGAAGACAGAGAAUGAAGAAACAUUUAAUGAUGAGAGAGAAGAACAAAAUCAGAAUUUGGAAUAUUCAAAAACAACUUGGAGAACUGCUUUUAUAGAACGAAUAAGGCAAUCAAUGCUGGAUCACAUCAAUUCUCGUCAAUCAUUGUCUAAACUUGCUCCUCGCUUCAAAAAGGAAAAAAAUGAAGAAAAUAAUUUAGAAAAUGAAGAGAAGGAGAAUUUAGAAGAAGAGAAAUUUAAUAAAGAUUCUGUUAAGAAAGAAAAAGUUGAAGAAGAAAAUGGGGAGAAUGAAAAUAAGAAGAAUGAAGAUGAUUCAACAACAAAAACAAAAAUACCUUUCUUUUACAGAAAACCUCUUCAAUGGGAAAAUUGGGAUCGUUAUAGUAUGGAUGAAUGUUCUUUAAUUAGUAGACAACCUGUAUUGUGUAAUCAACGUUCUAUUACCUCUUCUGUUUCUUCAGCAGCAUUAACCCAAGAAUUGAUAGAUCGUUGUUUAGCUUUGUCAAAUAUUUUCCGUGGUUUUUCAUUUCUUGGUGAACAGAAAGUUUUGUCUCAACAUGAAGGAUUGUUAAGGCUGUUGGCUGCUAUUUUGAUGCUUCAUUGUAGUGAUCAAAGUAGAAAACGAACACCUGGAGAGGCUCCUCGUCAAUUUUCUUUCCCUCGCCCUCCACCUGAAGAAUCAAUUAAAACUGAACCUGGUGAUAUCAGCAAAUCUGUCGUUAGCAGCACAAGUAACGCUUCUACUGUCUCUGCCGUCCCAGCAGAAAAAGAUACACAAGAAAAAUGGUUGUUGGAAGUGGCAAACCAAUUACGUGAUGAUGCUUUUACUAUUCUUGCUCAUAUUUCUCCACAGUUGGACUUGUAUGAGGUUGACAGCGAAAUUUCUUUCCCAAUUUUUGAUGCUCUCCUCCAUUGGUCUGUCUGUACAGAUUUGGCAGCAAGGGAUCCAUUACCUCCUUUUGGAGCUAUUUCACCCAAACAUUAUGUAUUGGAAAUUUUCUGCAAAAUGAGCGUUCUUGAAAGAAAUAUCGAUCUUCUUUUGGCUACGGGGCCGUGGAGCCGUAUUGAAGAAUUUGUGAGACAACUCUGUUCAUUAAUUUGUGAAGAACCUCCAGUACGAGAAUUUGCUAUAGUUAUUUUGAAUGCUUUAUGUGCCGCUAGUGAACCUGUUUGUCAUGUUGUAACUGAUGAAACUUCAUUAUUGGAUCAUCUUGUUUCGUUUUUGGAAGCGGCAGAUGCUAACAUGACACAAAUUGCUCAACAUCAAGGCAUCCAUGCUUUAAGAGAAAACCCUGAAAUUAUUGGAACUUCUGUGGGAAUGCUCCGUCGAUCAACUUUGAUUAUGACACAUAUUGUAAGGCAUGAACAAUGUCGAAAACAUUUUCAACGACUUCAGCAUCGUUUGCUGCAAUUUACUGUUUCACAUUUUAUGGAUUCCCGAGUUGCUGCUAUGGUUUCUGACAUUCUUUAUGAAAUGCAAAAAGGAGAAAAUGGAGGAGGAACAGGAGGGGAUCCAAAUAAUGAAGAACUUGUAACUUUAACCACAAAUAAAAGAACAGAAAAAAAUAUUGGAGAUGAACAACAGGAGCAACAAAAAUCGUCUCCAAAAUUAUUGAAUGGGGAUGAAUCUAUAAAUGAAGGAGGAGGAAAUUCUAAUAAUUCUAGCAACAAUAAUAAUAAUAAUUGUGGUGUUGGGGGAUAUGGACAUCAAAUGGAUUUUAGUAAACAAAAAAUGGAAUUUCAAUCAUCUACUAGACAUUUUUCUCUCAAUUCUUCAGACGAAUUAACGUCAGCUUUAACUUUAGCAGCUCCAUCAUCUAUUUAUUCAACAUCUUACUCUUCUAUUCCACAUCAUCAUCAUUCAACUUCUACAACAGCUCUUAGAGCAUUAUAUAAUGGAGGAACUGAAAAUUGUUAUUCCAAUAAAAAUACUUCAGAAACCCCAACAGAAAAUAAAGGAAUAAAAAUUAUUCCUUCAACACAACAAAAUGGGUGUGAUCCAUGGAUGUAUAAAAAUGAAAAUAAUAUUAUUAAUAAUUCAACAACAACAACAACAAAUAAUGAAACUCCAAUACCUAAAAAGAGGGGUAGAAAAAGACCAACAGCAACAACAACAAACACUUCUGAAACUUCUUCCCCUAAAAAAAGUUGGUCUCAGAAAAGACAAACAAAUAAAAAAGUUUCGGAAAAUCCAGCAAUGGACAAUUCAUCGACAGACAACAAUACGUCAGUAAAUUAA
Messenger RNA from Meloidogyne enterolobii, 4903 nucleotides. Lineage: Eukaryota; Metazoa; Nematoda; Chromadorea; Rhabditida; Meloidogynidae. The record is from the annotation of a GenBank genome assembly.